Molecule: messenger RNA, 798 nt
Organism: Dendronephthya gigantea
Lineage: Eukaryota; Metazoa; Cnidaria; Anthozoa; Malacalcyonacea; Nephtheidae
Exons: 1
Coding region: 107-640 (177 amino acids)
Source: RefSeq, a predicted model, not a curated record
CUUGGAAUUUUUCGGCAAACGGCAGAUUAUUGUAGAGAAGAAUUGUUGAUCUGGCUGUUCCUGCUGUUGUGUGCUACAUGAAGUAACGCAGAGGAAGUAAACAAAUAUGGCGGCUCUCAAUGCACUAGCUGAUUAUAGCAGCGAGAAUAGCGAUGGAAAUUCAAGUGAAAGCUCUUCGGAGAGUGAAGAGACAGACGGUGAAGAGCAAGGAAAUGAUACAAAGAUAGACGUCGUGCAAGAAAAAUUACCUUUACCGGAUAUACUAAACGAGAACCCACAGGCAAAGCGAAGCGAGUUUGCCUCUGUCAAAAUGGAUGACCAUUCAGCUUCGGUGUUUUUUAAUCCGUUCAAAGCCAAAGAAGACGAGAAAUUGGCGAUUUUGGAAAGGCAUGUGAAACUGACCGAACGCAAGGACGAUACAAAGGGAGAAAAAGCUAAAUUUAGGCGAAGUAAAAACGCUCAGAAAGUUCCAAAAAGACAGAAUUUUCACGGACAAGAUCAGAGAAAUGACAAUGAUGAUGGGUUUAAGGCGUUUCAGAAACGAAAACGUAGAGUCGGAGUAAAUGACUCUCUCAUUCCUCCCAAGAGAGCUCUUCAAGCUUACGAGAAACAAAGACGAGACGAAACACCUCGGACAUAAAUUUUAAUACAUACCAAUUUAAUAUAGACCAUGAAUGUUCAAUUAGUGAUCAUAUAUUGUAUCGUUGUUGAUUGUAUAAUUCAUGUAUAUAGCUAACAGUGAUUUCCGUUCUUUUUUAGUUAUUUAGGGUGGGAGACACCCUAUUUAUUUCUUGAAAG